UAGAGGAAAAUUGUUCUAUUAAUUAUUUUUUCAUUUCAGGAACAUGGGUUGGUUACAACUUUUUGGAUUUAUGUGUACGGCAGGCAUCAGCAUCACACAAAUUGAGUCAUAUAUGUUGAAUGAUAAUCCAAAUGGCACCAUCAUAAACACAACCAAGGGUUUUACCUAUAAUACAAACUAUGACUCUAAAUAUUACAGCCCUAAUUAUAAUACAAAUUUCAAUACGAAUCGCAAUCCAAAUUAUAACUCCAACUUCAAAACAAAUUACAACCCUACCAGUAUUACAAAUUAUGGAAAUUCUGGAAAUAUAAAUUACAAUAACUCAGGAACAUACGGUGGCUACUAUUCAUAUGGAACAUUGGAUGAGUUGGAGUGUCCUGAGUAUUGGUUCCAUUUCCAGAAAUCUUGCUACCGAUUCAUCAGAUCUCCAUUAAAGUCUUACCUAGAUGCCAGAAAACUAUGUCAGGCAUAUUCGCCCGAAACCGGAGGAUCUGAUUUGGUGUCUAUAGGUAGCACAGAAGAACAUGGUUUUCUUAUCAAUCAGUUGAAUAAACUGGAUCCCCAACACAGGCGUUGGUACAUUGGAGCGCAUCAACAGUCGGCAAGCUACUAUACCAACCCUGAUGGUACUCAAUUCGUAUCUGCUGAAAACUCAAUAUUAGCAGUUGAUUUACCUUAUGGAAAAGACUACUUAGCGUACAACUUCUCAAGAACGCUUUUGAGGUGGAGUUUUGAACCCGUGAGUGGAGCUGAAUUAUUAUUGUAUAUUUGUGAAGCUAACAUUGGGGCAGUACAACGACUUGUUAGUCAAGGAAGAGAUUAUAAGUAUGGUGUGGACGUUGAAGAUCCUCAGAGAAUACCUCGCGGUCCGUACUUCAUCAAGCAGCCGACUGACGCUAUUUUUGAUACAUCGAAAAGAAAGCUAUACAAUGACAUUACAAUCAGUUGCUUAGCGAGCGGAUACCCAACACCAACAUAUAAAUGGUACAAAGAGGACUAUGAAAACGAUCGAUUAGUUGCUCAUGAAAUUGAUCCGUUACAAGACAGCCGAUAUACUGUUAGUGGAGGGACCUUCAUUAUUCACAAUCCGCAACAGAAGCUGGACCAUGCUACAUACCAUUGUAAAGCGACGAACAAGUAUGGGACCAUAAUAUCAGAAAGCGUACAAUUAAAUUUCGGGUUUAUCCUGGAAUUUGUGCUGAAACGAUCACCAGAGUCUGGUGAUUUGAACUGGGGAAAAGCUGUCUACUGCGAUCCUCCAAAUCAUUUUCCUUCAGUGAAAUACUCAUGGUCCAGGGAUUACUUUCCAAACUUCGUGGAGGAAGACGCCCGGGUAUUCGUAUCACAUGAUGGUGCAUUGUAUUUUUCGGCUCUUGAAACUAUCGACAGGGCGAAUUACAGUUGCAGUGUCAGCUCCGAAUUUUCUGAUUCUGGAAGGAAUGGUCCGUUUUUCCCGCUAAGAGUUAACCCCCACUAGAAUCCUGAUCAUUUUCAGAAAAGGGCGAGACACAUUUCUUACAAUUAAUUUGCUUUGGAUGACCUUCUUCAAAACCAAGGAGUAUUUUCCUUUUACUUCCCAUGUCACUGACGAGGAAGUAUUGAAAUCGCG
Molecule: messenger RNA, 1609 nt
Organism: Acanthoscelides obtectus
Lineage: Eukaryota; Metazoa; Arthropoda; Insecta; Coleoptera; Chrysomelidae
Source: the annotation of a GenBank genome assembly